Drosophila novamexicana is the source of this 524-nucleotide messenger RNA. RefSeq names its product larval cuticle protein 4-like. Lineage: Eukaryota; Metazoa; Arthropoda; Insecta; Diptera; Drosophilidae. The transcript is spliced from 2 exons. Gene Ontology annotation, cellular component: chitin-based extracellular matrix. The coding region runs from base 11 to 475 and encodes 154 amino acids. The record is from RefSeq and is a predicted model, not a curated record. Gene Ontology annotation, molecular function: structural constituent of chitin-based larval cuticle.
GUGUACUCAGAUGCCGGCUAUAAAAGCCUUUGGCCAGGCGCAGUUCGAGCAACAAUCGAAAUCCCAACGCAUCAUGUACAAGCACGUGUUCCUAAUUGCUGUGCUGCUGAUCUCGGCCAGCUGGGCGCGCGACGAUGACGCACACGCCAAGGCGGAGGAGCACAAAAAGGAGGACGGACACGGCAACUUUGCGUACAGCUAUGACAUAACCAACGGCAUUGGCGCCCAGGAGGCGGGCGAUGCCCAUAAUAAUGUGCAUGGCCAGUUUCACUUUGUGUCCAAGGAGGGCGUGCCCGUUCAGGUGUCCUACACGGCCGAUGAGAACGGCUAUCAUCCGCAGGGCGACUCGCUGCCGACGCCGCCGCCCACGCCCGAGGCCAUACUCAAGGCCCUGGCCUACAUUGAGGCGCAUCCGCCCAAGGAGGAGGCGAAGCCACGCCCACAACCGCAGCCACACGGCAACCUCAGACAUUAGGGUAUACCUUGCCGACAUCCCCAACAGGCCAUUUCAAUUGCAAUUGGAU